Messenger RNA from Spirometra erinaceieuropaei, 11818 nucleotides. Lineage: Eukaryota; Metazoa; Platyhelminthes; Cestoda; Diphyllobothriidea; Diphyllobothriidae. The record is from the annotation of a GenBank genome assembly.
AUGAAUCACCGCGUUUAUAAAAAGGUGGGAAAAUCGUGUGCUUUCAUUUUUUAUCACCUUGAACACAGUUCUAUUUAGACGACUCCAGAGUAAUGGAGAUUCACAACUCGAUUUACCUUAGGUUGUCGGUUUUUAUAAGCAUUAUUUCUUGAAUUUGGAGGAACUCGAAAGAAUCUUUGGGACAAGGCAACCUUCUGGAUGUUGUUUCAGAAGUGCACAUCGAGUAGCAUUCGAAAACGAGUUCAAACUUCAGAUGAGAGAGGCUUUUUUGACUUACGGGAACACACUACCCGCGUUUUUCAGUAACUGCACACCAAAACAGAGUGUUUAUACGUUUACCAUGGUUUUCUACGAUGAUUCAAACGCCCAUUCUUUUGCUUCGUACCAAGGAAGUUUAGUUUACCGAAAGAGAAUUUAAUAUCAGAACCGUUUGGUCGUUUGUAAGCCCCCUGUGGUGGAUUAUGGUGUCUGGGGGAUGUAAUUGCCGGCACGCAGUUAUGGGUACUCACACACAGGGUGACAAGCAUGCACGUAGAAAUCGACCGGGAGAUGCGAAAAGCCCUUGCGCAGGACUGGGAGGCCUGGUAAAAGAGAGGAUCGCAAUUCUAAAGCUGAUCGCUCAUGGGGGUGGGAAGGGGGGCAGGGCGAAUCAUCAGGCACGCAGGACGGCAGCGGUGAGAGCAGCGUCUGCCCCUCGCCAACAUGUCUACAUUGUUAACUGGCGUUCUGGGCCUGGAUUAGAGACGCGUUUGGCGCCUUUUCGAUGCCCCACUACGUCGACGCGAUCAAUCUGUUCCCACGCCAGAAAAAAUUGCCACUGCCAUUAUUUUAAACAUGUGCCAGCCACUCUCCGUCCUGAUCGACCACAUUCGUAUCUGCCGCAGCGAGAGCGUCAUUGGGACACAGAAGACAACCAUCAGCAAUGGAGGCGCGGUGCCUACAAACCGCUAUUGCAGUCACACCUCCGAAGUACGCAUCAACCCGGUCGAUCACAAAAUCUAUAGCGGCGUAACUAGAUAGCCGGUGUCAGAAAACCUGAUCAACGGCCGUCGUGUGUGCUUUUCAUGUCUGCAUUAUACCUGGGAAAUCAUUCUCCACGUGGGCCUAUUUGGCCAUGGACAAUUAAAUAACCAUGAUGGCUGCAACAUUUGUCAGCACUUGUGCGUCCAUAGUUCAUGCACAAGUCACUCGGCGAGGCUUUCUAACACCAGGAAUGAGAGGCGCACGUAGUGAAGGUGAGUAUUUGUCUGUGGCACGUGCCGGACAGAGGUUUUAUGCCAAAAACAGCACCCAGUCUUACCGCCAGUCAACCGGCAUGCCUGGUCAGGCCACUGCUGCAUGACAGUUACUGAUUCACCCUUCUUUAUGACACUCUUCCACACUCCUUACCAUAAUAAAUCUGGCGCACUCAAAACUGUUGCGGAGUGCUAAAAGUUAUGGCUUGGGAGGUUAGCAGUUGAGAGGGUCGCUUGGUAUUCCCCUGAAACGGAGGUAAAGUUAAAAUAAUUUCUUUUCCCAACGAACCUUGGGAUAGUUCUCCUCGAUAAAGGGUCCUGUUUUUAUUCUCCGACCACUGGAUCCGCGCCCAUCACCAGUCGUCUUAGCUCUUUUCUUGUCAUUGAACCACGAUGGGUAUGGGAAGAGGUAGUUGCGUAGAUGCUGCAAAAGUCAGCCUCACUGUGGGACGAAUCGCACGCAGGUCACCGUUGCAGUCUCUUCGGGUCAGUGGCCGACCUCGUCGUUUACAAUGGCCAAGCAAUGGGUUAGCGGUGUGCAGAUUGCAAACUAUGGCCUUACAAUAGGAUUCUUAACAAAGAAUUGUUGGCAGUUCUAAAUCUGCAGUCUGUUUUUCUAUUCUACAGGGUGAUGACGAGUAUGAUAAUCAAAGUGUCCUUUCCUUCAAAUCACUGAGUACUGUUUCUUCAACUCUAUCGGUAAGGCCCUUACAUUCUUCAACAGUGUGGACUGCCAGUUAUACUUAGUAUUCUCGUUCAUCUGCUACCUACUUGUAAAAUGUCAUUAACGCUCUUAAUUUUUUUAUUUUCUUGGACUCCUCAGGUUAUGGAACCCGAAAUCUCUGCUACCAAGGAGGUUCUUCGUCUGAAUAAACCCGAAAAAGUGUUCCUUAUUUUUGGUAUUUUCAUGGCUGUCGUCAAUGGCGUCAUUAAUGUACUUUUCCCGGUUAUGUAUUCUGAACUGUACGAUGUAAGUAACGGCCUCUUAUAUUUUCGUUCUGGUCGAAACUUAACAUUCACAUUACGCACAGUUAUGUUCAUUAAUGUAGAGAAGUAAAGAUACCAAGUGAGACCCUUUUAUGAAAAAAUGCAUACCUUUAGGGAGGAGGUUCACUUAUAUUCUCGGCCGUCUUGGAAAUUUACAGUGCUGAAUAUGCAACUUUCCUGCAUAGGACCACCAAACAGCAGCGAUCGGCACUGCAGAAAAGCGGAAUUUUGUCCAGCCAGAGAAGACUGGCUUUAAUACCCUCCUGUGAAUUUACCUACUAGUUGUUUGAACAAACGUAAGCGGUUACCCAUAGAAGCGGGCAGGCAAGUUCCAGGAAGCAGUUCAGAAGAAGAAUAAGAUGCGAUCACUGGAACAAGAAACUUAUUGGCCUGACGUUUCAGAUUCUCACUCGAACCCAUCAUCAGAGACAGUCGUGAGAAUCUGAAACGUCAGGCCAAUAAAUUUCUUGUUCCAGUGACCGCAUCCUCGUCUUCUGAUAAGCGGUUACGCUGUCUGUGGCGGUAUGGCGCCUUCGGCGCUAGACAGUUGGCAAUUUUGCCGGCUUUGCAAUUAAAUGCUAUCCGAUCUUUACGUCUCUGUAUGCGCGCAUACUUAAAACAUCGUAAAGAAUUAGAUCGGUGGUGCAGAAAUUUUCCACAUUUUUAGCAUCUCCAGGGAAUGUAGUCAGGUCCUUCAGUAGUUCGUCCCUAAAAAGUUCGUUAACUAGGAUUUUCGAUUUUUCAACCCGGGACAUUGGAGCUGAAUAGUAAAUGAAGUGGGUUUUGCAGCCAGUACGCGAAUGCGCGACCACGAAUCUUAUUGGAUUCUCCAAAGGCCAGUUGGACGAAAGGCUGCAGUCAGUCACCUCGGGCCUGUGAACCUUUUAGUUAUUCCGGCUCAAUUCACCGUCUUCUAUCGCCCGAAAGUGCGAAUACCUUCCUAAGGAGCAGAGAUCAAUGACUAAGUUACAUCUGGAGGCGAUUUUUUUCCGAAUGGCUACCCGAGACUUCGAGAGAUUAUCUUCUAGGGCGAGGACAGGUUAAAAGAACAGCUACGUUUUCGAAUGUCGCCACAGUCAAGUAAUUGCGCUUUUCUACCCUACUUCGGUCAUUUGAAUCAACUGCUGCUCUCUUUUGAAUUUUUUGUUUGUUUGCACAUUCCGUGUUUCCUCUCUGCUGCCAAAUCCACCUGCCUUAAAGAUUUACCUCCAAGUGGCCAGUGUUUGCUACCUGUCCAUUCACAUGAGAAUGGCUUAUAGGCCACUUCCCAUUGCCGAAAUUUUAUUACGAGAAGCAUAUAAAUUUUGUAAAGGGUGACGAGAGUUUCCACGAAACUGAGAUCCUUUGGAUUUUCUAAAUUUCAGAUCUUUCAGGAAACUGACACACAGACGCAGCUUGACAGAACGGUCGUUUUGGCCAUACUUUUGGCUGUGCUAGCUGUUGUUAGAAUUUCUGCCCUCACAGCUGGGGUGAGUUUGCACGUCCCGAGUGCGCUUAACUAAAACAUCCAAAUCCAUGUUUAACGUAUUUUUCUUCUGUUGUUAAAUCAAGGGCUACUGUAUGGGCGUUGCGGGCGAAAGAUUGACUAAGCGCUGCCGGAGUCUUCUCUUCAAGGCCAUACUUAAUCAGGUAAUUCUACUCUGUGACAUUUACACGCAAGUGAUCCGGACCGCCGUCCCUUUUUGAAAACCUGACACGUUGCGCGAGAGCUAGCCCGUGUGUCGCACGCGUAGACCAGCUGUUCGGCUUUGUCAGCCACGGUACCACUCUAGGCAUUAGGGUUAUUGUUAGGAUUAGGGUUAGAUGUGUGAGGGUUGGUUUCAUUAAAGUUAGGGUUAGAGCUAGGGCUGAGAGGACUGGGAUUGGUCUAAGGUUAGGACACACAACUAGGAAUCCACCUGGAAUUCGGCUCACGGCCACCUGUAGCACCUGGACUUCAUGUUGCCGUGUCUGACCUAAUCUUCUUUCCAAAGCCGCUCUAUUCUGUCUGGCUACACAUCGGUUUCGGAUGCCGGUUCCAAGGUUCCAAUAGAUUGUUGCUUGCCAGGAUCAUGAACCAUGCUAUUUUUGUCUUUCUGAAUCUUCGCUUAGGAUCCAACACGUUGACAGGCUCUGUGGGAAAAGGGUGCAAGGAUUCAGGAAUCCUUGGGAAAAAUUGACUAAGCAAGCUGUCUGCAGAGUAAUUUGGUGAAGGCCGGGUUUCUACCAAGCUGAAUGGAGUGUCAAUUCAGAAGGAUCGCGACUCAUCCAGCUAAUUUCACAACGUGACCCGUUAGACUGCUUCCUAGCUUAGUAUCUGAAGUCGAAAUUCCGAAAUUCCUCUUAUUAAACUCACUGAACGCAUUGCAGAAGGUGUCGGUAAUGCCAUUGUGCCUAUAUCGUGCGUCGCUGUGCGGCUGCUGGUUGGGCUCGAGAGAGAGCCCGUAAGGCACAUGGGAACGAGUAAGUUCCGUUAGAACGAUCGGUGAGCGACCCCUAUCAUCGAAUAUUCCUGAUCGAAAACCGAUAGGGCAAUGGGCUCGUGGCCCAGUGGUUAUAGGCACGGACUUCUAACUUACAGAUCACGAGUUCGAGCCUCGGGUGUUCCGCACUUCGGGGUCGGGUAUGACCGGCUGACGACAGCUAAUAAGCCAGAAAUGGCCAUUCCAGUCUCCCUUGUCUUUGUCGGUAAUUCCAUUGUGCCUAUAUCGUCCGCCGCUGUGCGGCUGCUGGUUAGGCUCGAGAAAGGGCCCGUAAGGCAUAUGGGCACGAGUGAUUUCCGUACGAACGAUCGGUGAGCGUCCCCUAUCAUUGGUGUCUGACAUUGUUUUUCGUACAUUGUAGGAAGUCGGGUGGUUUGAUGCCACCGAAAACCAACCAGGCAUUCUGACUGGGAUGCUGGCCGCAGAUGUACCUAUGCUGCAAAAUAUCUCCGGAAGACGUCUGAGCUCAAUGAUUGAAACGACCGUUCUUAUCGUCGGAUCUCUCAUAGUAGCCUUUUUCUUCAGUUGGCAGAUAUCCCUCGUUGCGCUGGCAUUCUUUCCCGUCCUCAUGAUUGCUGGCGCUUUCCAGGUGGUCUACCGACGCGUAGUUUCUACUUAUUUCGACCUAACCAUAGAUGUGUUGGUUUUUCUUUGAAUAAUUAGCAUCAAUAAAGUCCAAAAGUGCCUUUUCGCCACCCCCUUCCCUCAGAACUUUGUUUGCAGUUGUCUCGGGAUGUGCCCUCUAGUCUACCAUGUUUUAAUUGGUGCAUUUAUCCACCCGACCCACCGAGAUGAUAAUCGUGAUGUUAAUAACUGAGGCGCAGACGGGUGCACCGCCAUUCAUCUUCUCCGGUCUUCCAAAGAACGAUGGGUUUUCUCCGAGAUUGAAGACUACUGCUAAAGCAUAAUAGACUAACGUCUUUCACACAAUUUAAUUGGGAACAUGUUUUGAAUCUUUAAUCGUUUUGUAGACAAUCUCUGGCCAUAUAAGUGAUCCUAUCAGUUUUUUUAGAUUCCUCCACAAGUCUCAUCUGUAAAUAUCUCCAAUGUCUUAUUUGGUGAGACACUAAUGUAACUUGAUCUUUGACAUACUGUAGAUGAAACAAUGGACGGGAGACUCUCAACAAGCAAAUGUGAAGGGCGCUGGACUUGCACAUGAGACGCUGUCAAAUGCCCGAACUGUCUUCAGCCUUGGUGUCGAGGAGUAUUUUUGCAGUCGUUACACAGACGAAGCCUUAGUGCAGACAAAGUAAGUCCUUUUUACAUUGUCACCGGUGUCUCUCUGUGGAGGCUUUGUCCCCUCGUUGGUGCUUCUCUUGUGUUUCGUUCUUAUCUGGAUAACACAGUUCAUUUUUUGGCAUUCCAUCUAUCCUCGAAUGUAUUCUUCUGCCUUGUCAUUAAAUCUCCCACUUGAGUCCUUGGAAAGUCCAGCACCUGAUUUUACCAACUGUUUCCCUCUUCUUUUAGGAAAAUUGCCAAAGACGUGUCCGUUUUUAGUGCCGUCAGUGCCCUUGCGAACUCUCUCAUGAACUUCGAAUUCUCUGCCUGCUUUUAUGUUGCCGGCAUCCUGGUGUCGACUUCUGGAGUUCACUUUGCUGAUAUCAUUCGGUACGCCUCCUGUUGUUGGCUGACUUAUCAUUUUACUGACACAGGCUUUCUUCAAUGAGAGAUCCAAUGGAUUCGUAGUCUAAAACCCUCAUUCACUAGGGAGCGGGGCAGUAACAUUAAUUGAGCGUAUAUUGCUGUCUUCCGUUGUAAGUUGUCAUACCAUGACUGUAGUGAUGGGGAUCAGAAGAACGAAUCGAGCAGAUCCGAAAGUGUUGUGCUUGACACAGCAACGAUGGAGGUGACGAUGGGUGCAGUUUUGCAUGUUGGCUCGGGUUUUGCAUAGGGUACACCAAAUGCUCUGUCAAGUUUUGAUCACAGGUACUGUUGAAGUAGAUAAACCAAAAUUUUUUAAUUAGUUUGUAAAUUUCUGAAGAGGGAGUAUUUGGCUGUAGCGGAGUCGUUGGGGCUUGGAAGUAGAUUAAGUUCCUGGCGCCUGUCGAGUGACCGCUAGAUAAAGGGGGACGUGGAUGGCGUUGCCGAUUACACACUUUUGGUCAGCUUGAGAAGGUUCCUAAAUUUUUGUCAUUGUUGGCGGAAGAUCAGUGUCGUUUUGGGAGCAGAAUCAAACCAUUAAACUUUCUUUUCCGGCUCUGCAGUUCAUGCAUUCUAGAAGCUCAAGAGUUUCAGCUUUAUCUCUUCAUGUCCAGCAGUUAAUAUCAUCAAGUUGGCCUAUUUUACCAAUCACGCAGCUCCAGACUGUACAGUCCUAGGGUAACGAACUAAGGGUCGCAUAUUUAACAGUUGUUUUGUUAGCCACUCGUUUGGGAGCUUCAUUUUCUUCAUAUAUCCUCCUCGAGCACUCGUGCCGUCUCUUGGUGGUUCAAAUGAUGGUCUGGAUAUCAACUUAGGUAGCAGCACACAACUUGUCAAGGACUGAGAACUUGUGACAUUUUUGGGCAGUCGGCUUUCUUUUUGCCACUUGCCCCACAGUGGCCUGAACGUCAGGUGAUGUUGACAACGCCACUGCGUCGCAUCGGUUGAUGCUCGUCCGACUGGCGUCCUUCAGGGACUUGCCUUACGCCUCGGUAACCCGAUCAUUAUUAGAGAGGUUGGCCUCAGUGCCUAGUAGGUAUCAUUAUUAGGAUAACCAGGUUAGCAAUGGUAGGGAGGCCAAACCUUCUUGAACUCCUAGUCUGAUCGUUGUUUCGCUACCUUAUGCCCCUUUAAGGACGGCUUAAUUUAUUCUCCCAGAUUGAAUCAGGCGAGUUUAACGAUUUUGGAAACGCUUGUCGCCCACAAGUACUGUGAUAUCCCUUCUUUGACAAACCGCUGUGGAUGAGCUGUGUGAAUCUAAGCUGUUGAACGCUGGUGCUAAUCAUUUGCUUAAGACUAGAUAAGUCUUUUUCGAGUCAAUUGUAUUUCUUUCACACUGAAGUGCAGACGAUUCUGGCGAUUUCUAUUCGCUUGUCCACUAUAGGAGUCAGGCUGGUGGAGCAAUAAUCUUUUAGUCUAUGGAGAUUUGGAUGGAUAGCAGUCAUCUCCAGAACUGCGUGUGGAGAGGUUAAAUAACUUCCAGAAUGCGGUUGGGCCUUUUGAUGAGAGGAACUGGAGACGACAGGGGACCACCUAAAUCAGUUAAGUUUAAAUGCCUCAAAUGACACAUUUCAUUUUGUUGAGAGGGACUUCAGUAUUACGGUUUAUAAGAUUGGCAGGGUCUGUCGGUCUUAGUACCUUUUCUUAAGUGCACGCCAAUGCUUCAAAGAAGGUCUCUAGUGCUUCCAUUUCCCCGCAGUUUUCCCCUUUCCCUAAUGCUGACUGGAGGUUAGGUUCAGAGGUGAGCCUUAGGCGGGCAGCUGUCCAUGAAUAAGGUUUGCCGUCGGUCCAAAUUUGGUUGCGCUCGACUUUUUGUUUUUUGCGAAUCACCGACACGCCCAGUCGAUGCUUGUUAGGUUAGGUAUGAAUAUUCUUGGCGCUUCAGCUAGUAAAACGGUUCGCGUUUCUUAUAGUCCCUUAAAUUUUUUUAGAAGUAGCAAUGCGGCGGUUGGCGCAAUCGAUUAUCUACCGGCAUUGUAUCAGGCCCGUUUUUAUUUAUAAACAUUUUCAGAUUCCUGGACCACCUUUUCUGAACUGCUUGCACUUGCGUUGACCACUUUCGCAUAUUGCCAAUCAAAAGUGACUUCUGCACUAAGGCGAGUUCUGAAAUAGAUAAGCAAAACUGGAAUGACGACUUUCGACUUACUGACCGUCAUCAGUUACCUGUAACCAACCUCAUAUUUGGGGGACCUGUGAUUCGAACUCGGGAUCUAUGGUCAUUGAGCCCAACGUCCUACCACGAAGGCCCAGACAAUCGCACAUCGACUAGGAGUAUAUGCUGAAGCCAGUUCCGACUGGAUCAUAGCACCGCCAUAUCGUUCACAGAUCCUGCUGUGUGGUGGAAGUUCCCGAAUCAUCCUAUACGCCACUAGACGUGCUUCUCGGCAGCGGCCCACCAUGGAUCGUCCCUCUGCAGUACAUUUAUGUGCGUAGACAUCACGAACUUUCCUUAGCUAAACGACACACGGAAACAUUUGAGUCGCGAUUAGUGCAUCGUACACUCGGCGACAGCAGCUAUGUACCAUCAACGUCGGUUUGCAGUUUUUCACGGCAAGGAGUUGUCGAAAAAGUAGCACCCUUAGCGAACAAACCCCAGUGUGUUGGAUUGUAGGACGGUGAUUGUGGUCUCCAGGUCCAGAAUCUGCAGGAAGUCCCUGUGCACUCUGACAUAAGAAACUCCUGAUGAUCUUCGUCAUAUCUAAUUUUCUGCUGAACGAAGUACUACGAUACGAGUGUCCCGAUGGAUGCUUGUGGUAGGCAAUUCCCAGAAGAACACUGGAGCCAAUUGUUAUGUGCGUGGCAAUGCCUAAUCUGCUGAAAAUUUAAGCAGAGGGUCCACAUCCGAUGCGGCCCUUGCCUUUUUAUUAUUUGAAAUCGGAACAUCGUAGUAAUUCGUCGCUGUGAAACCAAGACCAGAUUUGGUCUGAAUUUGACCGGGUGUCACGCACACUUUUACUCAGGGCACUUUUCUAAUUGGCGGGAAACUCACAAAAACCACCACCACCACCACCACCACCACCACCACCACCACCACCACCACCACCACCAAAUUGUGCUUUUUUAAAUUACCUUCCUAUGCCCUUUGCUAGGUCGUACACAGCUAUUAGUUUCGGCGCACAAAACCUCGGAGUCGUUGCCGGAUACGCACCAGACACCAAGAAGGCACGUGUAGCCAUCGUGAAAAUCUUCAAAAUCUUAAGAAGGGAGCCCUUACUUCAAGCAAACGAAGGAGAAUUCCCGUCAACCGGUUUUCAGGGUGAGCUGGCUUUCAACAACGUUCGUUUCCGUUACCCUACCCGAAAGAAGAUUCCCGUUCUGCAGGUUGGUUCUAUUUCCUUAUUUUUCGGAUAACCCAACUCACACAAAGUCUUUGUUUUGUUGAUUCUCACGUUUAGCCGUCGCAAUGGUGUUUAAUUUAAUGCUUUCACCUCACCAUUUUGAGGUCGAGGAAGGUAGGUAAAUCUGACGCUGGUAGGUUGGGUGGGAAAGCCAUUUGUUUGGAUUGGCAUGACGCUGUCUGUCGAGAGAAUGCUGGAAAUGCAAGGUCAGCAUGAUAAAAGCCCGACAGGAUACACCGUUGCCGCAACAACUGGGUAUGAUGCAUGAAAAUCGUGACUCUUGAAUGUUUCUUUUUCUAUCUACAGGACUUCACUUAUGACGUGCCUUUUGGGAAGAGCGUGGCCUUGGUUGGUCAAUCGGGUUGUGGGAAGUCUACAGUGUUGCAACUAGUUCAACGAUUCUACGACGUGACUGAUCUGGACGAGAAGGACGGCAUUUUCAUGGAUGGCAUAAACAUUCGUCGUCUAGCGCCAAACUGGAUUCGCCGACAGCUUGGCGUGGUCUCCCAAGAACCGAACCUUCUACAUAUGUCGAUCAAAGAGAACAUCGCCUAUGGGCUAAACUAUGAAAAUCCUACCAUGGAUGAUAUCAUCAGCGCAGCGAGGCAGGCCAAUGCCCAUGAUUUCAUCAUGGGAUUGCCCGAGGUAAGAACUCCCUGGAAGUAAGGCGCAUUUAUGUCGAGUUGUGGAUAUUUUUCGUUUAUUGUUUUUCCCACUGUCUAUAUCUUCCACGUUCAUGCAUUAGAGGAUUUGCCCAAAAACAUCGACAUUUUAUUUACCCAGCCCACAAUACUGCACGAAUUCCUAAAUAUUGGAACGCACAAAGUUGUCUGACUAGUCUAAAAAGUUGCCGUAACGCGAUCUUACUAAUUCCUCGUCUUCUGACUGCUUACCUGUGCUCAUCGUGCCCACCUGUUCGUGAAACGGUGUUUCUCCUCGUGUCUUCACAGAACGUUGGCGUCUCGAAUACUCGAGCUACAAUUACUAGGACGUUUUUAGGACUGCAGGGUGUAAAUAAGUAGAACAUUUGUGCUUCCUGCGGUAAUUUACUCUCGUUCAUUUUGUCUGUUUUUUGAGUACUGUUUUUGCCCAACGCGAGGUGUAUCGGAUGACGGCUAUAACGUUUCGAAACAUCGAUUGGCCAUUUCGGGUCGCUAAAGGGAGAAUGCUCAACGAAAGUCCUAAUUUAAAAGGACCACAAGUUUUAGUUCACCAGGCGAAAGGGGUGAUUGAUCUCAAGACCUAUCAGUUCUUUUCCCCUGGAUGUGUAUGUGCCCCUAUAAUACUUACCAGUGAAUGGAGAAUCGACGACCUCUGUAACCGCGAAUAAAUUGAUGCACAACUGAAUCAUGAACAGUAUUCUGGGUCUUUUUUAAAUAUUUCCAAUUGUCGUCAUUGCAACAGCGCUUUUGGAAACCUUAAUGGCACACAAAGUCGACUUUAUGAAUACACAGUAAAGUUAAAGGAAUUCCACCAAGCCGCAAAUUUCCUCUCGUUGAGUAGUGACUGUCUGUGGACCACUGUCUGAUAAUGCUGUUGGCGAAGUAACUAGGCAUUAUAACAUGCCUGACGUCCCUAGUCACGUUAUUGUCGUGGUGGUGAAGUACUACUUUGUCGAUACUGCGUCCGUGCAUCCAAAAGCGUCACAUGGCAGGGACCCGGCUUGUAGGAUGGAAAUACCACGAAUGCCUUGGUCGUUAUAUUUACUGGACAUUAUUUGAAAUAAUAGACAUUUCGAUGCUGCAUAAAGCAUUUACACAUUGAAGGGCUUGUCAAUAUGAUUUUUUGACUACAGGAUUACGAAACGAACGUGGGUCCCAGGGGAUCUCAGCUCUCUGGUGGGCAGAAGCAAAGAGUUGCAAUUGCCAGGGCCCUGCUGAGAAACCCCCGUCUCCUGUUGUUAGAUGAAGCGACUGCUGCUCUGGACAAUGAGAGCGAACGUGUCGUACAGGCGGCCUUGGAUGAGGCGAUGCGAAAGGGCGAGAGGACUACUCUUGUGGUUGCCCAUCGUCUAACAACUGUAGAGAAGUGUGACCAAAUCGUUGUUCUGGAAAACGGAAAGACUGUGGAGUCGGGUCCUCCGGAUACUUUGAUGGACAUGAAAGGCGCGUACUAUGCCCUUCACAAGGCCGACGUAAAUGUCAAGCAGGACUAA